Molecule: messenger RNA, 1920 nt
Organism: Oppiella nova
Lineage: Eukaryota; Metazoa; Arthropoda; Arachnida; Sarcoptiformes; Oppiidae
Source: the annotation of a GenBank genome assembly
AUGUCGAAAAGUACCAGCUAUCAUUUCAAUGUAAUGACGUGUGAGUCGUGUAAAGCAUUUUUCAGGAGAAAUGCACUGAAAAAUAAGGAUCAUUUCAAGUGCAAGUCAAGCGGUAAUUGUAAAAUAGAUGUUAAAACCCGAAGUAUUUGCAAAAGGUGUCGUUUGGAUCAAUGUUUUAAAGUGGGAAUGAAAACUAAUUUAUUGUACUCUGAUAAGCAAAAACAAUUGAGAAAAUCUAUCAUUGAAUCCAAUAAAAGACAACUAUCAGGAGAUAUAAAUGAAGUCAUUGGUGGAGAUACUGAUCAAUUUAAUAGCUUUCAAAAUCAUAAUUCAAGUGAUAAUUGCAGCACAAACAGUAUUAUUGUUAAUGAUAAUAGCGUGGAAUUAAGAAAUAAUUAUAACACCGAGGUAAUGGAUAAUCCGGGUCUUUCAAUCAUACCAAUUGUGAGGCCGAUCACUGAUUAUAGCAAUCAAUUCAAUGAAUUAGAGGGCAAUCGGUUGAGUGAACUGAUGGACGCCCUGAAGAUUAUGCAAAUCCCGACCACAACAUGCGAUCAUAUUGUGGUCAAUAGUCACCAGGAUGCAUUGAAUUUAGUGAUGGCACAUAAUGAUCAUAAAAUAGAAAAGACUAUUAAAAUGGCUAAAUGUAUGAAUGGGUUUAAUAGUCUGAAUGAAAGUGAUCAAAUGAUCUUGAUCACACACUCAGUAAUGCAAAUUGAAAUCUUAAGAAUGAUUUUAUGCUUUAAUUUUACUGAUAACUCGUGGACUUAUAUUAAUAAUAAUACUCCAUAUGUAAUUAAACUGGAUCUGUUUAGAAAGUAUCCCGAUUCUCAAACUAGAAAUUUGAAGUCAUUUGGUAAUCACAUGAAAUUCUUACAGAAUAUGGGACUGGACUGGGAGUCCGAUCCACUUAUCAUUGAUUUGUUAUCGUAUAGCUAUCAUUUUAGUGUCAUUUCUUGUGAGUCGUGUAAAUCAUUUUUCCGGAGGAAUGCCGAGAAAGGAGAGAAUCACUACAAGUGUUAUUUGGGUAAUAAUUGCAAACUAGAUGUUAAGGGCAGAAAUAGUUGCAAGAAAUGUCGUUUAGAUAAGUGUUUCGCAGUCGGUAUGAAAACUGACUCAUUUCAAACCGAUGAACAAAACCGAUUGAGAAAAUCUAUUAUUGAUAAGAAUAGGAAACGUAAACUUAGUAACACAUCAUCCAUAACGACAAACAGUAGUGGGGACGGGGUUUACUCGGACACCAGUUCCCCUUUAAGAUCCCCUCCACUAUCCCCUCUACAACUCGAUUGUGUGGACACAAUCUCUAUUGACGACAGUCUAACAGAUAUUUCCACAGAUAAUGACUUUGAAGAUAUCAUUGUCUGUAAUCCAGUUGUAAAUAAGUCUGAGUUGCAGUCAAUUGUGCCUAUCAUGAGACCCAUCACCGACUAUAGCAAUCAAUUCAAUGAAUUAGAGGGCAAUCGGUUGAGUGAAUUACUUGAGGCCACAAAACUCGUUAGUCUACCGACGCUCAGUGCCACCGCUAACGCUAACUACAUAUUUAUCAACGACCCAUUAGAAGCCAUGAAUGUGAUGAUAGCCAAAAAUGACCCUCACAUUAGAUGUAUAAUCAAUAUGUGUAAAAGUCUGAACGGUUUUAACACACUCUGUGAGAGCGAUCGCAUGGUUUUGAUUAAACACUCGUCGAUGGAGAUCGAGAAUGAUACACUAUAUAAAAUUAACAUGAACAUGUUUGGGACGUUACCAGAGCAUAUUCCAAACAUGCCCGACAUACCCGACAAAAAUGAUUUAAUAAAAGACUUUCUUGAGAAUAUGGGACUGGAUUGGGAAUCGGAUACUCUGAUACUUGAUUUACUAUCAGCUAUAGUGCUAUUUAACCCGGAUCGGCCUAAACUAAAAUCCAAAGAUGUGAUUAAGUGA